GACAAAGCCGCACACAGCUGCUUUCUUUCCACAGUGUUCGAGAGUGCACGAUCCGGAGCGGACCUCGGGUGUCUUGCUGCUGGAAUAAAUAACCUGUGAAGGACUUCUUAUACAGACUGAGAAUAUUCAGUUUGUUACUUCUUGUUGCGACCACUUAGGCGGUGAUCACAAGUGUUAUUUCGCAGAAAACAAAAACUUGAAAUUCCUUAACGUCCCUACCGAAGAGAGAGCGAGAGAGAAAAACGGGUUUAAUGUGUUUUAUGUGCUUACGGUCAACAGUGAGGUAGACUGACUCGGGCACAUUUCACAGAGUGUCGGCGUGUUAUUUAUCCAGUGGAUGCGGCUGCCGGGGUCGAUGUCUGAGCCCUGCAGGAUCAGCCUGUCAUAGGGCAUCAUGAUUUCUUUGGUUCUUCACAAGUGGAUGAGGAAUAUCUCUCCUAAGAUGCUGCUGGUGGCGGUGGUGAUGCCAGUAUUGUGGUUUUUACCUCUGGCUGGAGCGGCUCCCUCUCUGACUACCGAGCAGCUGGACAUGGGGGUGGACUGGCUGAGUAAGUUUGGGUACCUCCCGCCACCCGAUCCCGUGACUGGCCAGCUUCAGACCAAGGAGGCCCUGACCAAGGCUAUCAAAGCCAUGCAGAAGUUUGGAGGGCUAAAAGAGACUGGAGUGUUGGACCAAGCCACCCUGGGCCUAAUGAAAACACCCAGAUGUUCUCUCCCAGAUGUGUCUGAAGCUGAGGGCACAAUGGGGCGCAGGAAACGAAGCCUGACUCCUCAGAAUAAAUGGAAUAAGAGACAUUUGUCCUGGAGAGUGCGGACUUUCCCUAAGGAUUCUGCCUUAUUGGGCAGGGACACUGUUCGAGCCCUCAUGUACUACGCCUUGAAGGUCUGGAGCGACAUUGCACCACUUAACUUCCAUGAGGUGGCUGGAAGUAAUGCAGACAUUCAGAUCGACUUCACUAAGGCUGACCACAACGAUGGAUACCCCUUUGAUGGGCCGGGGGGCACAGUGGCACAUGCAUUUUUCCCUGGAGAGAGGUUUACGGCUGGAGAUACGCACUUUGAUGAUGACGAAGCCUGGACCUUCAGAUCUCCAGACUCUCACGGCAUGGAUCUGUUUGCAGUCGCAGUCCAUGAGUUUGGUCAUGCCAUCGGUCUGGUACACACCUCUGCAAUGGAGUCCAUCAUGAGACCAUACUACCAGGGCCCUGUUGGAGACCCUCUAAAAUAUGAUCUACCCUAUGAAGACAAAGUCAGAGUUUGGCAGCUUUACGGUGUUAGAGACUCAGUGUCCCACACAAAUCAACCAGGCAGUUCGUCUCAGACAGCCGAGCCUCCUGUCCUGCUAGAUCUUCCUGAAAACAGGUCCACGGUCAUGCUGGCACGAGAUACCCCAGACAGAUGCACCAGUCACUUUGAUGCAGUGGCCCAGAUACGAGGAGAGGCCUUCUUUUUCAAAGGGAAGUACUUCUGGCGACUAACAAGAGAGAAGCACCUGGUGUCUCUGCGUCCUGCUCAGAUCCAUCGCUUCUGGCGGGGCCUCCCAACCAAUCUGGAUAGCGUGGACGCAGUAUACGAGAGGCCUGGGGACCACAAAAUUGUGUUUUUUAAAGGUUUAAAAUACUGGGUAUUUAAAGACAAUAUUGUGGAGGAAGGUUACCCUCGUCCCAUCAGUGACUUUGGCCUACCGUUGGAGGGUGUGGACGCUGCCUUUGUUUGGCUACACAACGACAAAACCUACUUCUUUAAGGACAACCGCUAUUGGCGCUACGAUGACCACCUGAGACGAAUGGACCUGGGCUACCCUAAGGACAGCAACCUCUGGAAAGGGCUGCCAUCACAACUUGAUGAUGCCAUGAGGUGGUCUGAUGGCUCGUCCUAUUUCUUUAAGGGGAAGGAGUACUGGCGAGUGCCAGGCAGCGACAUGGAGGUGGAGGCAGGAUACCCCCGCCUCAUCGCAACGGACUGGCUCCUGUGCACAGAGAUGCAGUCGGACUCUCCGGACACACAGCCCAAAAGCACAGAGACGAGAGUCAACGUGCACCGCCACCCAGACCACGCAGAGAAUGGAUACGAGGUGUGCUCCUGCACCUCUGACACCGCCUCGCCUUUAGGCGCCCGCCCAUCCCCGUCCCCCGUUUGGCUGUUGCCGCCUCUCUGGACGCUCUCACUGGCUCUCCGCUUUGAACUGCUAUGAUGCUAAAGCAUGGGACAAAGGGCCAGUGAACAAACCAACAACUGGAAAAUAUUCUUCUUAUAUAAUUUAGUAUCUUUUUGCUCUAAAUUUGCUGUUAUUUAUUUACCAUGACUUUCAAGGGGCAAUGCCAUCAAGCAGUCAUUCUUAUGGGCAUCACCCAGCUUUAAGUGCUUUACAAGCUGUUUUCAUACAUGCACAAGUGAAGAAGUGAGGAGAUUCAUCCGGUGCAUUGUCAUAAUUUUUCUUCAUGCAGCAAACAGAUACUUCAGGUACUCUGCUUUUGGAAAGGGAGCAGGACACAUAAAGCCCACUAACUGUAAUCCACUGGUCAGUUACAUGUACUAUUCUCACAUGCACCUAAUCAGACAUCGCAUGGACUUUGUUUUAGUGAGCUGGCUGGGUACAGACUGUUUAUUGUCUGAUCCAUGUGAAAUGCUUGUGCUCGGUUCAGGGCCACAGUGCAUGUGUGAAAACAGCUUCAGCAAAUGAUUAACGGACAAAUCUCUGCAAAGGAAAAAAUGUAAGUGAAUAGAAGUGUUUUCUAAGUUUACAGCAGCAAAUCAUCACAUGACAAACAUACUAAGUUUAUUUUGACUUGAAGGCAAGUGCAAAGGAAUACACCCAUUAUAAAAAGGAGCACUGAUCCAUUAUCAGCCCAAAAUUUGUUUUAAAUAACCUAAACCAUGUUUUCUUUUUAUAUUCAAACUCAGAUUAUAACCAGCUAUGUACAUGGAUUGAUUUUGGUAACUUUAUUGUCCCCAAUGGAAAUUGAUUUGCUGUCUGUCCAUACACAGAGACAAAAACAAACAUCACACACACAGAUUUUAGUACCACAAUACAUUUUCUAUGCCAAAAAUAAUGUUGGUGUUGCUCUGACCAACCCACAGAACUCACAGUGAUUUUCUGGUGUUAAAAAUUAGUUCCAGUUUGCAACAAGACCUGUAAAUUAUUCAGAAUAACAGGAACAAUUUCUGAAAAGAUACACUACUGUUGAAUUUGCAAGUAAUUCAGAGUCAUUUUUCUGCGUGGUGUUCACGAGCACUACUGCUUUCCAUUCAUCUCUAUUUUACUCAAACUGGAGAGAUAAAACCAAAACUACCUGCAAGGCAGCAUAGCACCAGAGGUAAACAUGAUAUUUUUUUUUUAUUUGUGGAACCAACCUUUUAAUAAACCCCACUGCGUGCACACACACGAACAUCCCGCCUGUGCUCUCGUGUGCUUGCAACGAGCAUCAAUGUUUGAAUGCUCCUACUCCUGCUGUGAGAGGUAGACGGAUGCAUGGAUGAGUAGGUGGACGGACCAGUUUCCAUGCCUGAAUCAUCGGACUAAGUGAGGAACAGCUGCUCAUUUUCACCUCUGGGUUAUAAGCAUUCCUUCCACUCAGUUUAGUUGUAUCUAGUAUUGAAAUCAGUUUAUAAUUCAGUAUCUUUUACAUUGCUUUAAUCAGCUCAUAGAGUUCAAAAAGUCUUUUUUUUGUGACUGACAGUUCCCUGUAUCGCCCCUGAAUUUAUUCUUGCUGUAAAGAUAUAUUUACCUAUAGACUGAUAUAUUUGAGUUGAAGGGUUCUGCAGCUGUUGCAUCACUAAGUGGACUGUGUAUAUUUUAAG
Molecule: messenger RNA, 3801 nt
Organism: Pelmatolapia mariae (spotted tilapia)
Lineage: Eukaryota; Metazoa; Chordata; Actinopteri; Cichliformes; Cichlidae
Product: matrix metalloproteinase-17-like
Exons: 10
Coding region: 395-2194 (599 amino acids)
Biological process (GO): extracellular matrix organization; collagen catabolic process; proteolysis
Cellular component (GO): extracellular matrix
Molecular function (GO): metalloendopeptidase activity; zinc ion binding
Source: RefSeq, a predicted model, not a curated record